Cryptomeria japonica (Japanese cedar) is the source of this 765-nucleotide messenger RNA. RefSeq lists its product as uncharacterized. The transcript has a single exon. The record is from RefSeq and is a predicted model, not a curated record. NCBI's taxonomy places the organism in Eukaryota, Viridiplantae, Streptophyta, Pinopsida, Cupressales, Cupressaceae. The coding region runs from base 1 to 765 and encodes 254 amino acids.
AUGAAAGUGCACAACCAAUUGGAUGCUAUUACUCACUCCCAAUUUGCUGAUGACACAAUAAUCUUUGGGGAUGCCUCGUUGGUCGAAGAUAAGAACAUCAUGAGCACACUGAAUUUCUACUCUGAACAAUCCAGGCAGGUGAUGAAUAAAGGCAAGUCGCAACUGUUCUUAAACACCAACAAGCAGGUACAACAAAGGAUCUCGAACCUUUUGGGAAUAAAAGUUUCUGAACUUCCAAUCAAGUAUUUGGGGAUUCGAAUUAAGAAAGGAUGUAGGCAGUCUCAGAUUUGGGAAGAUGUUUUGAAAUCUUGUUCGGCCAAAACAGAGUUUUGGAAGAAUAGAUGGCUAACACAAGCUGGCAGAUUGACAAUGGUCAAGUUUGUCCUAUCGGCCAUUCCUAUUUACUAUAUGUCGUUCUUCAAGAUGCCCUUUGCUGCUGGUAAGAAUAUUGAUAACCUUCUCAGGAAAUUUGUUUGGGAGGGUGCAAAAGACACAAAAAAGAUACCACUCAUUAAUUGGGAUACCAUGUGUUUACUGAAAGAGGAUGGCAGAGCCGGACUAAGGAAAAUGGAACUACAAAAUAUUGCGUUGGGAGCCAAGUUAUCUUGGAAGAUGUACAUAGAGACUAUGGUGCAAAAUAUUCAGGAAGAAAUAUUUGGACUCCGAGAACCCUUGCUGAAUUAUCAUUGUGGUAAACGCAAAGCAAGGAUCUGCCACCUGGAACUUUCUUUGGGAUUGCAGAUUCAUUUAAUUGAUCACAUUUAA